AUGAGCACGGCAGGAGCGAGAGAACCGGCAAAGACCGGGGUAAGAAGAGGAGCCGGUGGACGGCGAAAAAACACACAAUCCACGGAAUGAAACAUACUGAUGUGUGCUUCCUGUCAAAGUUCAGCUAUCACACACUUAACGUUCCUUAUUUUGAACAACCUCAUUGCAAGAGCCUGACGUACAAGAGUUGAAGACCCCUGUGUAUUUCCGGAGAAGAGAGACUGUUGUGACUGUCCGCUCCAUUGCCCAGAGAAAUAAAGCGCCUGUUAUUUGAGCGUGUGACCCCGGUGUGUGAGAGGAGGAGUGCGUGACCAUAGUGCGUGUAAGCAGCUCUCCCUAUGUGUGUGACAAUGGGGGACAUCAGUGACCUGGACCGACAGAUAGAGCAGCUCAGACGCUGUGAGCUCAUUAAGGAAAAUGAAGUCAAAGCACUGUGUGCCAAAGCCAGAGAGAUUCUGGUCGAAGAAAGCAAUGUUCAGAGAGUAGACUCUCCUGUCACAGUGUGCGGGGAUAUACAUGGUCAGUUCUAUGACUUGAAAGAGCUAUUUAGAGUUGGUGGAGAUGUUCCAGAGACAAAUUAUCUCUUCAUGGGCGACUUUGUGGACAGAGGCUUCUACAGUGUGGAAACUUUCCUUCUUCUGCUAGCUCUUAAGGUGCGUUAUCCAGACAGGAUAACCUUGAUCCGGGGAAACCACGAGUCCCGGCAAAUCACCCAGGUCUACGGCUUCUACGACGAGUGCCUCCGCAAAUACGGCUCAGUCACUGUCUGGAGAUACUGCACUGAGAUCUUUGACUACCUGUCCCUCUCUGCUAUCAUUGAUGGCAAGAUCUUCUGUGUGCACGGUGGCUUGUCUCCCUCCAUUCAGACACUGGACCAGAUUCGGACCAUUGACAGAAAACAGGAGGUGCCCCAUGAUGGACCCAUGUGCGACCUCCUGUGGUCGGACCCUGAAGACACCACAGGGUGGGGGGUGAGUCCCCGAGGUGCUGGAUACUUGUUUGGAAGCGACGUGGUGGCCCAGUUCAACGCCGCCAACGACAUCCACAUGAUCUGCCGGGCACACCAGCUGGUCAUGGAGGGCUACAAGUGGCACUUCAACGAGACCGUGCUCACUGUGUGGUCAGCACCCAACUACUGCUACAGAUGUGGCAACGUGGCGGCCAUCUUGGAGCUGGACGAGCAUCUACAGCGGGAGUUCAUCAUUUUCGAGGCGGCGCCGCAGGAGACCAGGGGCAUCCCCUCCAAGAAGCCAGUAGCUGACUAUUUCCUGUGAAGUCUUCGAGCAGACAGCCAUGAUGUGUUCGAAACCUCCGUUACCAUUUCACACCCGCCGCACUCCAUCCUGCUGCUGGACGGUUCUGUCAGCCCGAACUCUCCGCAGUUAGACAGAAAACCUGCCAAACCCUCUGAAGCUCCACACAGCCUCAGCUUGACGAGCUGGAUUUUUGCCGCACUGCCCCGAGCCUGACAGAGCAGUCACUGUGAAAGGUGUAGGGCGGAGGUUCAUUCUGGGCCCAUGACUGUUGUCACUUCUUUUCAGCUACAUAAGGUGGUUGUUUUCUUUCUGCCCUCAGCCUCCUUCCAUUUCCACCUGCGGUCCUCCUCUCACUCUCUGUAGAUACAACACACACUCUCCCUCUCUCUCCCUCUCGCUCUCUCUCUCUCUCUCCUCUCCACCACACUCGUGGGCUUUUUUUUUUUUUUUUUUUCAUGACAAACAUUGUCAUUUAGUUUUAGAAGUAUUUGGAAGGAGUUAGUUCUUUUUGUUUUCCAAAAAUAUGCAGAUGUAGGAAUUUUCACAGUUUUAACAUUUAAGAAAUUCCUUCAGUGCAUAUGUUCUUUGUUUUUGAUUUCUUUUUUUUUUUUUUUGGAAUAAUUGUUGCUGCCAGGAUUACAGGAUUGAAUGCAAAAUGACCAAUCCCCCCUCCCACCCUGUUUUUUUUUCUCUUAUGUUUCAUUUUAACUGUCAUUUGUCAUGUGAGACACUAUUUAACAUACCCAGUGCUGCUGCUCAGCACCAUCACAAAUAAAUACCACUGAUGUAAUGACUCCCAGUCGGAGUCACUAUAUUCAGUUGUUUUCUCUCUUAAUUCCUUUUAAUCUACAACUCUCUGUAGGUCUGUCAAUUUUGAUAUUGUGAGAAUAAAGUUUUUGUAUUAAUGCUGA
This is a messenger RNA of Toxotes jaculatrix (banded archerfish), 2167 nucleotides long. RefSeq names its product serine/threonine-protein phosphatase 4 catalytic subunit B. The record is from RefSeq and is a predicted model, not a curated record. The transcript has 9 exons. Gene Ontology annotation, molecular function: protein serine/threonine phosphatase activity. NCBI's taxonomy places the organism in Eukaryota, Metazoa, Chordata, Actinopteri, Toxotidae. Bases 339 to 1274 code for a protein of 311 amino acids. Gene Ontology annotation, cellular component: cytoplasm; nucleus. Gene Ontology annotation, biological process: peptidyl-serine dephosphorylation; double-strand break repair via homologous recombination.